Colletotrichum phormii is the source of this 1668-nucleotide messenger RNA. RefSeq names its product glycosyl hydrolase. Gene Ontology annotation, molecular function: hydrolase activity, hydrolyzing O-glycosyl compounds. Gene Ontology annotation, biological process: carbohydrate metabolic process. Bases 1 to 1668 code for a protein of 555 amino acids. The transcript has 6 exons. NCBI's taxonomy places the organism in Eukaryota, Fungi, Ascomycota, Sordariomycetes, Glomerellales, Glomerellaceae. The record is from RefSeq and is a predicted model, not a curated record.
AUGCGUGUGCUAUUCGCGCUGCCCGUAUGGCUCGCGCCAGCUUGGGCGAUUUGGAACCCCAUCAUCUCGGGUUUCAACCCUGAUCCUGCGAUUCUCCGUGUGGGGGAUGAUUAUUACAUCGCCACUUCCUCGUUUGAGUAUUGGCCUGGAAUCCCGAUAUAUCACAGCAAAGACUUGUCGAACUGGACGCUCGUUUCACACGCCUUGACGAGGCCGGAGCAGCUUCAACUCUACGGCGUCCCAACCGGAGCUGGCGCCUGGGCCCCAAGCCUAACCCACUUCCACGGCAAAUUCUACCUCUCCGGCAUGACACGCUGGACCUACGACCCCACAGCCCGCGUCUGGCCGCGCGUAUGGUUCAUCUCCUCCCCCGAUCUUGUGAGUUGGUCCGACCCCGUGUGGGCGGAGCCGUGGGGCAUCGAUCCGGAGUUAUUUCAUGAUCCAGCGACGGGGAGGACGUAUUUGAAUCUGAUGGCGCCAAAUAAUAACAAAGAGAGGCUUUGGGGGAUUGCGCAGUGUGAGGUUUCAGUUUCGAGUGGAAACUGUGUGCGGGAGGGGUAUAAGAGUCUUUGGAAUGGGACGUUGGAGAGGAAUGCGACGGCUAGGCCUGAGGGGCCAAAGAUGUUUUUGAGGAGGGGGUGGUAUUACUUGCUUAUUGCUGAGGGCGGCACCGAUGAAUUGCAUCGCGCCUCGAUUGCGAGAAGCAAGUCGCCGUCUGGGCCGUUUGAGCCCUGCCCGCAUAAUCCCCUCAUGUAUAACGGACAAGGGGGGGCCAAGAAUUUAACUGUGCAGUCGACGGGGCACGCGACGUUUGUGGAGGCUGCUGAUGGGAAGUGGUUUGCUUCGUUUAUUGCGAGGCGGAAUGUGAAUGGGAGCUCGCCUCUUGGCCGCGAGACGUUCCUAGCGGCAGUAACAUGGGAAAACGACUGGCCCAUCAUUAACAACGGCAACCCCAUUCUCCUAAGCGAAGAAGUAGGCCCCAAGACGGGACCCAAGAACACGCCCGCCGCUUGGAUGGACGACUUCUCCGGAAAAGAGCUAGAUCCAUCAUGGUACCAGCUCCGAACGCCGUACGUCAAGUCGUACGAUAUCUACAACGGGCGUCUAGCUUUCAAGCCCAACGUCUUUGGUCUAAGUGACCGGGAUCACCCCGCGGCGGUACUGCGGAAGCAGACGUCGCUGAACAUGACAUUUUCUGCGGAGCUGCUUGGAUUUGAGGGGCUUUUGGGGCAGAGGAUGAGGGUUGGGGUGGCGAGUUAUUUGAGUGAGUUUCAGCAUCAGGAUGUUGGUGUUAAGGGGUGUGAUGGUGUUGGCGGGGUUUGUUUGUUUACGGAGGUUAGGAGGAACGGGACUGUUGAUUACUGGCAACGGCCUCUCAACUCGUCGUCUCUGCUCAAGGGCGGGUUCAAGUUCCAUAUUCGGGCCGAACCAUUGGCAUAUCACCUGGGAUACAGCUUUGGCAAUGACGAACCGACGUAUGUCACAGAGAUUGAGUCAAAAUGGCAGGCUUUCGCGCCAACGGCAUUCUAUGUGUUCACUGGCGCGUCUUUUGCGUUGUUUGCUACCGGGGAAGGUGAGCCGUGGCCCGUUGAUGGGCCGAAAGUUGGGUUCACGAGAGUUGAGGAGAGGUAUUACGAGGAAGAGAUUGGAGAUUAUGAUCGCUGGUGA